AUGACUGAAACCGAAUCUGUGGCGGAUUAUAGUAGCCGGUUGAGGGGUAUUGCUCAAGAGUCUGUCGUUUUGGGUAAACGAUACAAGGACAAGAAACUGGUCAAGAAAUUCCUUAGAAGUUUACCUGACAAGUUUCAACCGCACAUGUCUGCAAUUGAUGUGUCUCUUAAUUCUGAUGAGCUCAAGUACAAUAAGGUUGUUGGGAUGAUGCAGGCGUUUGAGAUGCAACUAAAGAAGAAAGAGAAAAUGAAUGCUAAGUCAUUUGCUCUUAAAGCUGCAGAAGAACAGAAGCUUGUUGAAUCGCAGGAGCUUGAGCACGAAGAGAAGGUUGGUCUGUUGGUUAAGAAGUAUUUUUGCAAGAUGGAAAGAGGUCAGCGGAAGGGAACUCCAUCACUUGCAAGUGCAGAUUCUGCCAAGGGGUUCAGGAAGAAUGAAAAGUCAGAACGCCAGUGUGCUGAGUGUGAAGGAUAUGGUCAUUACAAGGCUGAAUGUCCAAACAACAAACGGAAGCACUCACUGCAAUGUUAUGGAUGCAAAGGUUUUGGUCAUACCAAGACUGAUUGUCCCUCCCAAGGAAAUAAUCAGAAGUCCUACAUCACAUGGAGUGAAAGUGAUUCUCAUGAAGAAGAUAACAAAAGUGAAAUUUUGAACAACUUUGUGGCUCUGCUGGGAGUAAUCGAGGAAGAUGAAGAAGAUGAAGUUAUGUUGUUGCAAAAAGACAUUGACAAGAAAAUUGAGUCAGACUCAGAUGGGGAGGAGGCUGGCCUGUCAAUGGAAGAUCAAAUAAGUUUUCUUAUUCAACCGAUUGUGCAAAAGACUCAAGAUAACAGUGAGUUGUUUGCCGAAAGAAAUACGCUUCAGAUGAACAUUGCAAUGUUUUCUAAGGAACUGAGUGAAGAAAAAGCCAAGUCUCUGCGUCUUGAGAAGCAAUUGGAAGAACAGCUGAAGAGCAUCAGGAUGUUGAGUAAAGGAACUAAAGAUCUGGACUUCUUGCUCAGUACUGGACAAUCAAGCACUGCAAAGUGGGGUCUGGGUUAUCAAGGAAUCAACUCUGACAAGUCCACACAGUUUGUUAAAGCGCAGAACUCUGAGCCAAAACUCAAAGCACAACCUGUUGCACCAAACGGAUUUCAUAAUCAGGUCCCUAAGGUAACCUUGCAUCCCAGGCAGAUGUUUAUGCAGUGUGAGAUGCCGGGGAGACAGUUGUAUGGUCCACAAAGCUAUCCCCAUGCUGCUCAGCGACCUGUUGGUCUCAGCAGGAGAAAAGGAUGCUGGUACUGUGGUCAUCUAAAUCACUACAAGGCCCAGUGCUUGAAGUUUCAGAAUCGUGUGACAAAUCUAGUGCAGAAUGGUAGCUUCUACCCAACUGUUAGAAGAGUUAGGGAAGGGUUUGUUAGAAAAGAUGAUCUCUAUUGUCAUGUUGCACACGCAGCAAAUAGAACUGAAGUUGAACAGGCCACGUGGUCUUUUGACAGCGGAUGCUCCAGACACAUGACAGGGGCUCUCAAAAAUUGGUCUCACAUAGAAGAUGUUGCUGCUGGAAGAGUCACGUUUGGAGAUGGAGGAAAGGGGACAAUUCGAGGGAAGGGUGCAACUAGUGGUGACACUCAACCCCAAAUGAAUGAUGUGUUCCUGGUAGAUGGAUUGAAGGCCAAUCUGAUCAGUGUCAGUCAACUGUGUGAUGAGGGCUUAGAUGUUACUUUCACCAAGAAGGAUUGCAAAGCUGUUGAUCAACAAGGGUCUGUCAAACUCAGAGGUAAACGAUCUGGGAAUAAUUGCUAA
This is a messenger RNA of Camelina sativa (false flax), 1782 nucleotides long. RefSeq lists its product as uncharacterized. The record is from RefSeq and is a predicted model, not a curated record. Gene Ontology annotation, molecular function: zinc ion binding; nucleic acid binding. Lineage: Eukaryota; Viridiplantae; Streptophyta; Magnoliopsida; Brassicales; Brassicaceae.